GGCAAAGCAGUUUAGAGUUCAGUGUCAUUUCCGUAGAAAUUGCGUUGAGGUUGAGUUUGCAUUAUUUUUCGUGAGGCUUGCGGUGCGUGAAAAAAAAUUAAAAAGCGGAGAGUUCUAAUCGAGCAAAUUAAAUAUUUGUGUUAAAUACUUUUCCGUAAACGCAAACAGCAUCAACAAAUAUGGUUGGAUCACGCGUUUAUGUGGGCGGUUUGCCGUACGGAGUUCGUGAGCGCGAUUUGGAGCGCUUCUUUAAGGGCUACGGCCGCACUCGUGAUAUACUCAUCAAGAACGGCUAUGGCUUCGUGGAAUUUGAAGAUUAUCGUGACGCAGACGAUGCCGUCUACGAACUAAACGGGAAGGAAUUACUAGGGGAACGUGUGGUUGUUGAACCCGCCAGAGGCACAGCGCGCGGCAGUAAUCGAGACCGCUAUGACGAUCGCUACGGCGGGCGACGCGGCGGCGGCGGACGCUAUAAUGAUAAAUCAUCCUCCCGCUAUGGACCGCCAUUGCGCACUGAGUAUCGUUUGAUUGUGGAGAAUUUGUCCAGCCGCGUUAGCUGGCAGGACCUGAAAGAUUACAUGCGCCAGGCUGGCGAAGUCACCUAUGCUGAUGCCCACAAGCAGCGUCGCAACGAAGGCGUGGUUGAGUUUGCCUCUUUGUCGGACAUGAAGACAGCCAUUGAGAAGCUGGAUGACACCGAGUUGAAUGGACGUCGCAUUCAUUUGGUCGAGGAUCGUCGUGGCGGACGCAGCGGCGGAGGUGGCGGCGGCGGCGGUGGUGGACGUGGACGUUCCCGUUCAUCUAGCUCUCGCUCACGUUCUCGCUCCCGCAGGCGUUCUCGCUCUCGUCGUUCGUCGCACUCGCGUUCCAAGUCGCGCAGCCGAUCCAAGUCACGCGGUGGUCGCUCCAAAUCAAAGUCGCCAGUCAAGUCGCGUUCCCGCUCACGCUCGCGUUUUUCAAACAAAUCUCGUGAUGUGUCCAAGUCAAAGUCAAAGUCCCGCUCUCGCACUCGCUCCCGCUCGCCUAAGCGCGACUCUCACUCCCGCACACGCUCGAACUCAAAGCGUGAGUCGCGAUCUCGUACUCGCUCCAAGUCAGAUCGCCACGAUUCGCGUUCACGCGAUCGCUCGGCAUCAGCUGACAACAAAUCCCGUUCGCGUUCUCGUUCACGCUCAGCAUCGGCAAAGAAUGGAAAUGCCUCACCGGAUCGCAACAACGAAAGCAUGGACGAUUAGAUUAGUUAGCUGUCCCAUUAUAAUAAUAUAAAUAUGAUUUUAGAUUUCGACAAUUUACUCUAGAAAACCCAACAUAUACAGACACCUAAUCCACCAAAAUAAUUCCUUGCUGCAGCAAAGCCGAACCCUAAAACAUCAGGAAAGCUAUUGCUAGCAAGUGCAAAGAAUAAUGAAGGCAAACUUUGAACAUUUUUUAAUCCACUACCAGGCAUAGUGAACAUUUUUUUAAUAUUUAAAAAUUAUGUUUAGGCAUUUCUUUGACAUUGAAAUGGAAUCGCAAUCCCGAAUGUAUUUUCAUGUUGAAUACCAGAGAUUCGAUUCCAAAACAAAUAAGAAGACAGACAAACACAAACAAACUUAAAAGGUCGAAAAUUGUCCAUAGCUUAUAAUAUCUUUUGCAAUCCGGGCAAUUUGAAUUCUUGCCUAUCAAAAACUGUUUAAACCAAAAUAUCACAUUUUGUCUAUAUAAAAAGGUCUACUUCAAUAAAAACUGAAUGAAAACAUUUAAAAAUAAUGUAAAGAGAA
Messenger RNA from Drosophila sulfurigaster albostrigata, 1760 nucleotides. RefSeq names its product serine-arginine protein 55 (gene B52). NCBI's taxonomy places the organism in Eukaryota, Metazoa, Arthropoda, Insecta, Diptera, Drosophilidae. Gene Ontology annotation, biological process: alternative mRNA splicing, via spliceosome; mRNA splice site recognition. Gene Ontology annotation, molecular function: mRNA binding. Gene Ontology annotation, cellular component: cytoplasm; nucleus; ribonucleoprotein complex. The record is from RefSeq and is a predicted model, not a curated record.